AAGAUAAAGAUUUGCCGUUAUCGAUAAAGGGCCACCCGCACUUGGCUCCUUUGGGACACAAGUAAACAAACGUCACCAAACACCCGACACUGGGCGGCGCAAAGAAGAUUUGAGCCGACUCCGAGCGGCCGACCACAACUAUUCGACGCGACUGCAACAGAUUCCACAAUCGACGCAUAUCCACAGGUAUAUUUCACGAGCAAUUGGUUUUUUUUUCUUGUUCUUUUUCAAACAUGGACGCGAACGAGGCGGCCUCGGUGCUGCGCAAGAUCGAGGACCUCAAUGAGAACCAUGAGAUCUCCAUCAUCAGGCUGAGCGAGCCCAUAUCGAGCGCCGUCGCGCAGGAGUCGCGGCAGCAGCGGACCUCGGACGCGUCCAACGCCUCGCAGGAUGCGGCGACGCCCGCUAGCCUGGACGCCGACCUCGAGCACUACAAGGAGCUCUUUGCGAAGCUGCGGUUCUCCUAUGUCGAGCAGGUCACCAAGGAGAAGUUCAUCCGCGCCAUCGUCGGCGACCCACCCGUCAUCGUCUCGCCCCAGGAGAACAUCGAGCUGGAGAAGGCGAAUCUGGCGGCCAAGUCGCAGCUCAAGGCGCUCAAGGUCGAGGUGGCGGACCUGGUGACGGAGCUGGAGAGGAAGGGCAAGGAGCUGGCGAAGCGGUACGAGAGCGUGCGGCUGGACACGGCCAAGCUGAGGGAACUCCCCGACAAGAUUGCUGAGCUGGAGGAGCGCGUGGCCGAGCUCAAGGAGGCGCAGGAGCCGGGGCAGAAGCCGUACAUGAACCUGCCGCUCGCCAAAACGCUCGAGCUGGUGGACGAGAAGAAGAGGCAGCAGCAGCAGCUAGACCGCGAGCUGGAGCAGCUACAAGCCAAGGCACCGCGGAAGAGAAAGGAAGCCGAGAGGUUGCAGGCCGAGCUGCAGCCGCUGGAGGCCAAGAGGCAGAACAGCAAGAUGGCCGCCAAGGAAGCGCAACGGCGGAAGGAGGGCGCCGGCGGCGACGCGGAUGAUCUCGAGGAGCGGGGCCGGUGGUUGAGGGCGAGCGAGGCGGCGCUCAAAAAGAUGCUCGACAUUCAAGCGUGAUGAAUAAGGGGUAGGGUUGCACAGGUAAAUGCCUAUCUAUCAUGGCUUGGGGCUCUGGUUUGGAGGUGGACAAUGUAUGGAUUUGUAUACCCGCACGACACGAGGCAAAGGAAAAAAAGACCAGGAGGAGGCACAGUGGGAAGGGGGGAAAGGCGUUCGAUUGGCGUUUGGUGCUUAGGUGAUCGAAUCGAACGAAUGCACAACAUUUCCGUGGGCAACCAACAUUUGUGAGGGCAACUUGACGCCGCCAUCUGCUUUGUUUGAGCUUCAG
Messenger RNA from Colletotrichum navitas, 1350 nucleotides. RefSeq lists its product as uncharacterized. Gene Ontology annotation, cellular component: kinetochore. The record is from RefSeq and is a predicted model, not a curated record. The transcript has a single exon. NCBI's taxonomy places the organism in Eukaryota, Fungi, Ascomycota, Sordariomycetes, Glomerellales, Glomerellaceae. The coding region runs from base 234 to 1079 and encodes 281 amino acids. Gene Ontology annotation, biological process: protein localization to kinetochore; attachment of mitotic spindle microtubules to kinetochore.